AUGUUCUCCCACUACUGUGUCCUGCUGCUGAGCGUGUUCAGCCUGACCCCUCUCUCUCUGGCACUGCCCUUUGAGCAGAGGGGCUUCUGGGACUUUGGCAUCGAUAGUGAUGGCGGAGGCUUGAUGACGACGAUGAUGAGGGAUGAGGAAGAAGGCUCAGCCAUGGAGGAACCGUCACCUCCAGAGUUCCCCAUGUGUCCGUUUGGGUGUCACUGUCAACUGAAGGUGGUCCAGUGCUCAGAUCUGGGGUUGACCGAAGUCCCCAAAAACAUCCCCACUGACACCAAGCUGCUGGACCUGCAGAGCAACCGCAUUACCGAGCUGAAGGAGAAUGACUUCAAAGGCCUCUCCAACCUCUACGCUUUGUCACUGGUCAACAAUAAAAUCUCAAAGGUUCAUCCGCGGGCCUUCGUGCCAAUGCGGCACCUGCAGAAGCUUUACUUCUCCAAAAACCUGCUGACGGCCAUACCCAAAAACCUGCCCGCCUCGCUGGUGGAGCUGAGGAUCCAUGACAACCGCAUUAAGAAGGUGGCCGAUGGUACCUUCUCCGGCUUGGGCAGCAUGAACUGCAUAGAAAUGGGUGGGAACCCCCUUCAGAACAGCGGCUUCGAGCCUGGAGCUUUCAAAGGCCUGAAACUCAACUACCUGCGCAUUUCAGAGUCAAAACUAACUGGCAUUCCCAAAGAUCUCCCUGAAAGCCUCCAUGAGCUCCAUUUGGAUCAUAAUGAGAUCCAGGCAAUCGAGCUGGAGGACCUGAGCCGCUACAAGCAACUGUACAGGUUGGGCCUGGGCUACAAUCACAUCCGCAUGAUUGAGAACGGCAGCCUGUCCUAUUUGCCAAAUCUCAGAGAGCUGCAUUUGGAAAACAACCGGCUGAGUCGCAUCCCGAGGGGCCUGCCUGACAUGAAGUACCUGCAGGUGGUCUACCUCCAUUCCAACAACAUAAGCCGGAUAAACGUGGAUGACUUCUGCCCUCGUAGCUUUGGCGUGAAGAGGAGCUUCUACAAUGGCAUCAGUCUCUUCAGCAACCCCGUCCAGUACUGGGAAGUGCAGCCCGCAACUUUCCGCUGUGUCAGUGACCGGCUGUCCAUUCAUUUUGGAAACUACAAGAAAUAGAGCCGAGAGGAGGCCUACAGGAGAGAGGGGGAAACAACGGAUAAAGGACAGUCAAACAAACUGAAAAGAAGAGGGAUAAUCAGAAAGUUGGGGAGGGGGAUAUAAUGCACAGUAUGCCUGUGUUUGUGAGGUAUUGAAGUUGAAGGAAAUAUUUGUGGAGGUGAAAUAGAAAUUGGGGUUUCAUCAUCCUUAAAUUUGUGGAGAAAGCAGAGCAUAACAGCACAAACUGGCUAUGUUCCAAAGCACAUUCACUUAACCUUUUAAUGAACUAACAUUGAAGACGUUCCAAAAAAAAGUUCAAAACAUGGCCAAAUUGCACAAAUAUUUUUAAAAAGUCACAAAUGCCAGCUUCUUUUUAAAAGGGCUUCUUAUUGUUUACCAAACAUGUUCAACAGUAGUGUAAUUAACAUGUACUCUUAUUGACAUCAGUGCAGUUCAUAUGAUUAUUAUUAUUAUUAUUAAAUAUUAGUUAUUUUGUUAUUGAAACCAGGUGAGGUGAGAAGUUCAUUAUGAGUUUUAAUGUUAUGUUGUUCUUUAUGUCUAUUCCUGUCUCUAGGAGUGUCUUUUUGGGGAGUAAGAUUUUAGUCACUGCCUUGCUACCUGUGCUUCAGGGAUCUGUUCUGAAUUAAAUUAGUACUGUAUGUUAUAUAGAACCACAUUACCUUUUCUUCAGCCUAUCGCUUUAUGAUGCAGUCUGUCAGAAAUCCAGGCCCCACACCCAUUCUAGGCCUUCACUAGUCUUGGAGCUGGAUACGGGACUGUCCUUUCUCUUGUAUUAUUUUGCACAAUGCCUUUCCACAUUCCACCUGAUGCUCUUGCUGGUGUUUCUGGACGGGUUUACCCCGCAGAGUUUUGUGGCAAUCCUGUGAGCAUGCUCUGUACUCUGUUGAUCUUCCGCAUGUUGAGAAUAAAAAAAACUUUCAGCUUAACUUAAAGAGCAGAAAUAACACAUGAUCAUGGUCUGAAAGCUGUGACAAAUAAAACAUAAUUUAAUAACUAA
Molecule: messenger RNA, 2116 nt
Organism: Pygocentrus nattereri (red-bellied piranha)
Lineage: Eukaryota; Metazoa; Chordata; Actinopteri; Characiformes; Serrasalmidae
Gene: bgnb
Product: biglycan b
Exons: 7
Coding region: 1-1116 (371 amino acids)
Molecular function (GO): protein binding
Source: RefSeq, a predicted model, not a curated record